AUGGACGAAAUGGAGUAUCUUCCUAAGAUGCAUGGUGAAGUGAUCACUACACCCCGCACGAAGCUUUCGGAGUCUUAUUUCAUCCCCGAACACGACUGGAUCAUUCUUCGAAAGAUGGAUGAGCGUCCAAGCUUGAUCAGCCCAGAGGAUUUUCAGCAAGGCAUGCGCCCCGCCUUCACCGCUGGAAAAUAUUAUUGUCGUCUUGCAGGUGCCGGCAACGAGAACAACUUUGCUUUUAUGCGCAUCUACAAACAGAUUCCUCUGGAUGGUACUCGCCUUGACAAUGCAAGUGACAGACGGGCCCAGGCCUCUAAGCCACGAAAGCAUCCGGAGCCAGAGGCUAUGAUGCGCCUUACAGGGGACCGAUCCACUGCUAGCCCUAAAGUCCGUGGGUACCGAACUGGCAUACAAGAUGCAAACGACCUUGUCCCCGACGGAUAUAUCAUCUAUCUGGUAUGGGAAGAGGUCAAAGGAUUUUGCUCCCUUGAUCAGGAGUAUUUCUGGAGCCUUCCCUACAAAAAGCGACAGUUCAUCCGUGAAAAGUUCAAGAUAGCCUUUAGUGAAGUUAUGAAAUCUGGGUACAAGCCGGUCCCUACAACCCCGUCAAAGAUCAUAGUCAACAAGGACACAGGUGAUGUGUAUGCUUCACGCUAUCCUUUGCAACCUCGUGCUAAUGACUCGACUCGCAGCAAAAUCUCCGGUUUUAAAUGGGCUGUUCACAUAGAUCCAGAUACGAAAUGGACAGACCACUUCUUCGAUAUUUUUUACCUAGUUCUGUCCUCCUCCAGGAGGGGCAAGCACCUUCCCAACCUGGCGACGGAUCUGCAACUUGACGAAAAGACCGGCUGGAGGUGGUGA
Penicillium arizonense is the source of this 858-nucleotide messenger RNA. RefSeq lists its product as uncharacterized. Bases 1 to 858 code for a protein of 285 amino acids. The transcript has 2 exons. NCBI's taxonomy places the organism in Eukaryota, Fungi, Ascomycota, Eurotiomycetes, Eurotiales, Aspergillaceae. The record is from RefSeq and is a predicted model, not a curated record.